GCUCCAAAUUUACAUUGACGUCACUUCCUUUCGCUUGUGUGGUCGUUAGUAAGCUAACUAGAUAAUUAUAUACUCAUGGUAGACUUUAUCAACAAAUGUACUAUUUCUAAUGUAUCCAAAUGACGGGGUUGUGAUAGUAGAAGUAUUUUUGUAAAUCAGCUUGAACUGUUGAAGUUGCUGUUGAGUUAAUCUCUGAGGUCCCACACGAACUGAUCAUGGCUAGCAGUGCUAAUGCUAACAACAUGAAUGCUGUCCGAGAAACGAUGGAUGUGCUGCUGGAGAUCUCGAGGCUAUUGAACACAGGACUGGACAUGGAGUCUCUGUCUAUCUGUGUCAGGCUGUGUGAGCAGGGCAUCAACCCAGAGGCCCUGUCCUCUGUCAUCAAGGAGCUACGUAAAGCCUCCGAUUCACUAAAAGCCUCUGACAACUGAAGAUCUGAGACGGAUCCCAACAAAACAAGUCUGCUGAGCGGAAGUCUUUUCACGCAGUCAAGUUUCACAAUAUUGCCAAAUAGUGAGCGUCUAUUACCCUGACCUAUUCCCCUGACCUAUUCCCCUGACCUAUUCCCCUGACCUAUUCCCCUGACCUAUUCCCCUGACCUAUUACCCUGACCUAUUCCCCUGACCUAUUCCCCUGACCUAUUCCCCUGACCUAUUCCCCUGACCUAUUCCCCUGACCUAUUCCCCUGACCUAUUCCCCUGACCUAUUACCCUGACCUAUUACCCUGACCUAUUCCUUGUGCCUCUGGAUUUGAUCCCUGGCUUCAUUUGAAGAAAUAUGGUGUGUGUUUAACAUUUGGUCUGGCAACAUCAGUGGCCAAUUCUCCUUGUGUUCCUGUCAUCAGCUUGGUGUGCAAUCUGACAAUAUGAAUGACUGCAAUGCCCUGAUAUCCAGUGUUUCAGUACCCCUCCCUCCCUCAAUCAUAUAGGUUGUCAGUUCAGUCGUUUUUCUUCUGACUGAAGGAAGCCUAAUGAUUGGCACUCCCCAUCAUCACACAGUGCUCCAAUGAUGGGUUGUUUUCGAUUCCUUCAUGCCUUUUUGGAUGUGUAAAAAAAAGUCUUAUUUAUUGCGAAUUGUGUGUAGUUUUAUAUGAAUUUAAUGUCCGUUUUUUUCCUUCAAUGUCUGGCAUGUCAAAGUUAUUUUUUUCUCUCUCUCGAAGUGUCCAGGAUUGUCAAUGAUGGAUGGAACUCAAUAUUAAAAGUAGUUGCAUUUUAUAUCCA
Molecule: messenger RNA, 1220 nt
Organism: Oncorhynchus tshawytscha (Chinook salmon)
Lineage: Eukaryota; Metazoa; Chordata; Actinopteri; Salmoniformes; Salmonidae
Gene: mzt1
Product: mitotic spindle organizing protein 1
Exons: 3
Coding region: 216-431 (71 amino acids)
Biological process (GO): microtubule nucleation by interphase microtubule organizing center; gamma-tubulin complex localization; mitotic spindle assembly
Cellular component (GO): spindle; interphase microtubule organizing center; gamma-tubulin ring complex
Source: RefSeq, a predicted model, not a curated record